This is a messenger RNA of Haplochromis burtoni (Burton's mouthbrooder), 1174 nucleotides long. RefSeq names its product deoxythymidylate kinase (thymidylate kinase) (gene dtymk). Gene Ontology annotation, cellular component: nucleus; mitochondrion; cytosol. The coding region runs from base 137 to 973 and encodes 278 amino acids. Lineage: Eukaryota; Metazoa; Chordata; Actinopteri; Cichliformes; Cichlidae. Gene Ontology annotation, molecular function: ATP binding; dTMP kinase activity. Gene Ontology annotation, biological process: dUDP biosynthetic process; dTDP biosynthetic process; dTTP biosynthetic process. The transcript is spliced from 5 exons. The record is from RefSeq and is a predicted model, not a curated record.
CCUGCAUUUUUGCUUUUCUUGGAUAUUCUAAUUCAAACAGACUGACGGAGUAUUUACACGGUGUUGUAGGCAAAAUCUAAAUGAUCUGUGAAGGGGGAUGAUGGGUAAACAGUAGAGGGCAGCAGUCGGAGAGCUAAUGGGCUGGCUGAAACGUGACGAAGUGAAACAGGAAGUGCGUCAUUGUGUUUCCUUGUUGACGUUUUGUUUUAGGAAAAGGCGGCAAAUGGUGAUAGGGCACAGGUCUGUUUCUAGGGCUUGGCUUCAGUUUGUUCGUGGUUUCUGCAACGUUCACCGCAGCACUGACGGACAGUGGUCGGAGAUGGCGGGUAAGAGAGGAGCGCUCAUCGUGCUGGAGGGGGUGGACAGGGCCGGGAAGACCACGCAGUGCAGCAAGCUGGUUCAAGCUCUGCAGCAGAGCGGCAGGCCGGCUGAGAUGAUGAGAUUCCCCGACAGGACCACGACGAUCGGACAGCUGAUUGGGGCUUACCUGGAGAACAAGAGUGAUUUGGAGGACCACACGGUGCACUUGUUGUUCUCUGCAAACCGCUGGGAGAUGGUGCCUUUAAUGAAGAAGAAGCUGGAGCAAGGCAUCACUCUGGUUGUAGACAGGUAUGCUUUCUCUGGAGUUGCUUUCACCAGCGCUAAGCCGGGCUUCCGCCUGGACUGGUGCAUGCAGCCUGAUGUGGGACUGCCAAAGCCAGACCUCGUAAUGUUUCUGCAGCUGAACCCGGCCGAGGCUGCUCUCAGAGGACAGUUUGGGCAAGAGAGAUACGAGACGAGCGUCUUCCAAAGAACAGUGCAACAGCGGUUUGAACAGCUGAUGAAGGAUCAGACAGUAAACUGGCAGGUGAUCGAUGCAGCACAGAAUAUUGAAAAUGUUCACAAAGACAUCACAGCCCACAGCCUCAAUGCCAUCAACAAAGCACAGAACCUGCCGCUCGGAGAGCUCUGGAGUGAAACUCUUAAAAACUGAAGUCCUCUCCUGCACCCCACAAACUUCAUCCCACACGUUUACUUGAGUAAAAUAUUACGUCCCACACUUGUACAAGUCAAGAGAGCUAUACAAAUUGAAAUUCAGCUCUUUUUAUUUUUGCUUUUUUCAUUCUUUUACAUAACUAUUGUUCUGUCACCUGCCUAUAUACUGCUUUGAUUAAAUAAAUAAUCUUCCAAUGGA